GCCCCGCCGAGGAGCGCCGCGCGCUGCGGAAGGCCGCGUGGGGCGGAAGGCGGAGCGCCCCCGCGAGAAACCUCCGAGCGGUGCCUGUGUUUGGGGGCCAUGGUGCAGCUUUACAACUUGCACCCGUUCGGGUCGCAGAGAGUAGUGCCCUGCAAGCAGGAGCCGGCGCAGUUCUGCUGCGGCCACGACGUGCUGUUCGUGGCCAGCGCGGCGGCCAGCUGCGGGGUGGAGGUGUUCGCCGUACGCCGCGAGGGCCACUGCGAGCCCUUGGGCUCCUUCGCCACCCUGGGCCCCGUGCUGCGCAUGGCGCACAGCCGUGCAGGAGACUAUUUGGUGACGAUUGAAGAGAAAAGCAAAGCAACUUUCCUAAGAGCUUAUGUGAACUGGCGAUGCAUGUCUGCAGGGAGUUCUCGCGUUUGUGUCCGGAUGGUGGGUCACAAGAUGGAAGAGUCAUACACUGAAACCUUGAAAGAGCAGAUGUCGAUAGUGGAAAUGGCACUUUCAGAUCCUCCGCUGUGUAUUUCAUGUUGUCCGGUAAAUGGAGAUCUUCUUGUAGGCUGCAGGAAUAAGCUAGUCAUGUUCUGUUUGAAAUACCUGGUCAUAAACCAGAAUUUGACAGUAUUAGACUUUGAGCGCUCCUUAAUUUUACACAUUGAUAACUUCAUUCCUGCCGAGGUUGCAUUUUAUGCUAGACACAUAGCGAUAACAACAGAAUUAGAUGUUCUAAUCCUGAAACUGGACCUGAUCCAGCAAAGUGCAGACAGAGGAGAGCAAUGUGCAUGUCAAGUUAGUACAACAGAAAAGCUGGUGGAUGGAGGUAAGUACAGAUAUUUAUCGAGUAUAAAAACAUCAGCUCUGGAUAUUACAGCUGUUGCUGUUUACUUGCUUGGAAUAGAUGAUAGCUUCUUACUGACUUCAUGUGUUGUGUUUUUUCCUUCCAGGCAUUUUACACCAGACCAGUCCCCUUUUGGCUUUUGUGAAGAGACAAAGCUGCACUCUGUUCAGUUCCUCCCUGUUUACCAGACAGGUAAGUGCACAUGUGUGGGUGCAUCAGAGAGGUCAGAGCAGGCAGUUCUUACUCCACAGUUCCUGCAUGUCAUUACAAGUGAGAGCCUUCAGUGUUACACAGUGCGGUGCAGUGCAGCAGCAGCUCGCGAUGAAGAUCCAUACAUUGAUACAACUGUAAAGGCUUGUCCACCUGUCACACUGGAUGUCUGCACGUUACGAAUGCAGCUUUUUAUAGGGCCAAGAGCUAUCUGUCAUUACAAAAACCAUAUAAUUCUUCUGACUAAGGCUGAUACUGAAGAUAUUACUGAAAGACGAAAGCCUUCAAGAAGGAUGCUCUCCAGAAAGGCUGAUAGCAACAAAUCCAGAACCAAUUCUGAGUCAGAACCUGGCUGGAAUUUGUAUAUUAUAAACACUGUUUCAACCAUCCAGCUUUACAGAGAAAUGGUAGAUUAUAGUAGAACUUAUGAAAAUGUAAGAACUGAGAGUUGCAUCCAUCUCCUAAGUGAGGCUCACUUACUAGUCAGAGCAGCAGUAACGGACCCUAGCUUCUUUAAAUCAGAUGACAAAGAAGAACUUCUGAGAGCAUUCAAAGAAAGUUGUGCCUUCUUAGGAGAUUGCUACAGCAGGUUUGACACAAAGGAUUACCACCUUGCUUUGCCAUACUACCGAAUGUCAGGUUUAUCUGUGGCUGAAGUUUUGGAGCGACUAGCUUCAGAAAGUGGUGAAAUACAGAUGUAUGAAAAAGGAUUAAUAUUUUAUUUAACUCACUCUCUUAAUGAAGAGUUAAAUGAAGAAUUAAGCAAGGAAUUGGCAGAUAAAGUUCUCCAAAUAUUCUAUCUUGCUGACCCUAUGCAGCUGCCUCAUAUCAUCUGCAGUCCCUGCAUGAAGAAUGUAUGUCCUCUGACAGCUGUGAAGUAUCUUCGUAAAGUAGAAGACAUUAUGCCAUCAGUGGUCCUUACGCUUACUAAGGCUUUCAUGGCACUGAAAAUGGGAGACCUUACGAUGUAUGAAUGUGAGAUGAACUCCCACAAGGAGACAAUGCUGGCCUGUGGCUUCAUUGGGCAACCAAAACUCCUGAGAGAGUGUAAAGAAGGAAUUGUAAUUCCAACUGAAUUUGCUGUUCACCUGAAGGCGUUGCAACCUGGAUUACUGGUGGCUGCCACUGUGGCUUUACAUGAGAACAGUAAAAUCGAACUGGAAGAAGCAGAUAUGUUUUUCAAGGUGUUAUGUAAUAAUGGUGAAGACAUGGUUCCUCAACUUUUGGUAGAUUUCUGGGAAGCUCUUCUUGUAGCAUGUUCUCAGGAAGAAGUACUUCAGGAGCUCUUAUUGAGGGUUACUUAUCAGUAUGUUUGGAGGAUAUCCAAGAAGCAACUCCCUGAGACGAAGCCGUUGAAAACAACAGAGGAUCUGAUAAACUCCUGUGAUCAUUUUGGGUCCAUUUUCCCAUGGGUUACUUUCAUAAUGUCAAUGGAAUCUCCACUUGACAAAGAUUUCCCUGAAGAUAUUUCAAAGCUACAGUCUAUUUUAUGUGGUCAAUCAAUAGAUAUAACUGCAGCUCUGCCUAUCCUGGAGCCUCUGGCAGCGGCUGGCAAUGUUGGCCUCACCGUUCGUGUUCUCUGUAGUACCCAUCUGGGCAAGUACGAGGAGUCCAUUGACCAGCUCCUCAGACAGUGUCCUGCUGCAGCUGUGUUAUACGCUCAGCAUGAGCUGAAAGGUGACAGUCGGGCUGUAUGGUGGAACAAGCUCCUACCAGAACUUUGUGAGAGAGCCAGACUUACUGGAAGUGACUGUCCUGUUCUUAUUUCAUCAUUAAAAGAAACUUUAUCAGUGGUUGCAAUGGAACUGGAACUAUGGGAUUUCCUUAGUCUUCUACCAGAAGAUGGAACUGCAGCAUUUUUCCUGCCACAUCUUCUUCACUGUAGCCAAAGGAAACAACUGAUGUAGACGCAGUGAAAGCA
Messenger RNA from Phasianus colchicus (ring-necked pheasant), 2966 nucleotides. The record is from RefSeq and is a predicted model, not a curated record. NCBI's taxonomy places the organism in Eukaryota, Metazoa, Chordata, Aves, Galliformes, Phasianidae.